Vanderwaltozyma polyspora DSM 70294 is the source of this 258-nucleotide messenger RNA. RefSeq names its product mitochondrial 54S ribosomal protein bL35m (gene MRP35). Gene Ontology annotation, cellular component: ribosome; large ribosomal subunit. The transcript has a single exon. NCBI's taxonomy places the organism in Eukaryota, Fungi, Ascomycota, Saccharomycetes, Saccharomycetales, Saccharomycetaceae. Gene Ontology annotation, molecular function: structural constituent of ribosome. Bases 1 to 258 code for a protein of 85 amino acids. Gene Ontology annotation, biological process: translation. The record is from RefSeq and is a predicted model, not a curated record.
AUGUUCGGGAUCAAUACAGGCCUUUUCAAUUCUAAAAUCUCCAUCCUACAAAUUACAAGAUCAUUAAUGAAGACUCAUAAAGGUACUGCUAAAAGAUGGAAAUUCAUUAAAAGUUUAGAUACAUUUAAGAGAGGUAAAUCAGGUAGACAACAUGGUAAUGUAGGCUGGUCUCAGCGUUCAUUGAAACAUUUAUCAGGAAGAACUUACGCUCACACUACUCAUGUUUCUCGUUUAAGAAAAUUAUUACCAUACAACUAG